AUGGCGCCUACGAAGUUCGGGCUCUUCAAGGGCCGGAGUAGAGACCAAGGUGAUCAACCUUCGAGCGAUCAUACGCCUCCCUACCAAAGCGAACAUGUGAGCACCUUGGAUUCUCCAGUGCCAUCGACUAGCAAGGGAAUAAUUUCCCAGGAAUUGAAUCCAGCGGACAUCUUCCCAAUGCUGGAUCUCGAUGAUGAUGAUGAAGAGUUUACCGGGAUACCAUCAUCGCGUCGGAACAGCUUCGGAGCGAAUUUGGAAGAACAACAGGUACUAUACCAAUCGUUCCAAGACGAAUCGACAUCCGCGAUAGACGAAUUAAAUCAAAUACAAAUAUACGACGAACCGGAAGUUUUCGAGGAUGAGGCUAGCACCACCUAUGACGCGAAUUCACUGCAGUUUGAUGAAGCAUCAGUAACUGAAGAAAACUCUACAUACUGCGCUGUACUGAAGAAACCUAAGAAGAGCAAGUCCAAAGAACAAGAGCUGAAAGAUCUUAAUAUGUGGCAAGCGACCAAUUACGAAGUAAUGUCGAAUCUGCUAAACCGAAGCGGAACGAAGGACGAAAAAAUUAAAUGGCAGGCAAUAGCCACAGCAAGGGGGCUUUGUACCUUAACUGACAAUUGUACUUGCAAUGACUGCAAGGGUUCCUACCUAGUCGGAGUAUCGGAUGGGGACGCGGGCCUGGGAGCCGCCCCACUGUUCAGUACAAUGCAUUUGGGAUGUUCGAUACAGUAA
Messenger RNA from Danaus chrysippus (African queen), 735 nucleotides. Lineage: Eukaryota; Metazoa; Arthropoda; Insecta; Lepidoptera; Nymphalidae. The record is from the annotation of a GenBank genome assembly.